Molecule: messenger RNA, 612 nt
Organism: Gastrolobium bilobum
Lineage: Eukaryota; Viridiplantae; Streptophyta; Magnoliopsida; Fabales; Fabaceae
Exons: 2
Coding region: 1-612 (203 amino acids)
Source: RefSeq, a predicted model, not a curated record
AUGGGGAAUUGCUCUAUCAAAGGCACCACUGGUGAAUGUCACCACUCUAUCCGGGUUCUGAGUGACAGUGGUGCUAUCUUACAAUUCAAAGGUCCUAUAACAGUUGCCCAAGUUCUCCAACGUUACCCUGGUUAUGGUAUUUUUCGCCAGGGUCAUGCCUCAUCACCUUUGCCAGAACAUGAGAGCUUAAGCUAUGGUCUUUUCUAUUAUCUUCUUCCCCUAAAGGAGGUGCAGAAUGAUCAGAGACCAAGCAACUCAGUGAGUGUUGCAGCAUCUGAUUAUGUCAAGAAUUUGUCAAAUGGGUCAGCUCUUGAAGUGCUGCCAUCAGCAAAGAAUGGUGUGUGGAGAGUGAAGUUGGUGAUUGAGACAAGACAACUAGAGGAGAUUUUGUCAGAGCAGGUGAAUACUGAAGCACUGAUUGAGAAGAUGAGGAUGGCUGCAACUGCAUGCUCUACUACUACUAGCCCUACAAGGAGCCGAACCAUGAGCACUUGGAAAAUGGGAUGGAAGCCAACACUCUUCUUCAAUACAUUCUGGGCACCUGUUAACAGUGGAAAAAUUACUAAAAGCAAUGCAGCUGCAGGGUCAGGAUUGGAUUUGGGUUCUUGUUAA